UUGCAGCAACUGCCUAUGCGGAGGGACCAUGAAGGCACCACAUCCCCCUGUACUCCUCCGCCCAGAAGAUGGCGAUAAACUCACCCGAAGCGAAGCAGCAGCGGGGCCGAAGUGUCGUCACCACCGCCGAGGAAGUGGGAGAUGUAUGGUUGUCAUGUGUCAUGCAGUCGGGCUGGUGGUCAGCUGACUUACUGCUCCCCUGCGAUGUUUACUUUCUUUACGUAGUGCGUUAACUUGGGAUUCUUUGAAUGAAUGCAUCGGUAUGCUUGGCCGAGGAGAACCAUGGUAGUCGUGAACUCGGUGCUGAAGCUGUUGCAGAGGCAGACGUACACCUGUCUGUCCCACCGAUAUGGGCUCUACCUUUGCUUUGGGGGGCUCGUACUCAUGAUAGUUUCUGCCUUUCAGUUCGGAGAGGUGGUGGUGGAGUGGAGUCGAGACCAGUAUCAUGUGUUGUUUGACUCUUAUAGAGACAAUGUGGGAGGGAAAUCCUUCCAAAGCAGGCUCUGUCUGCCCAUGCCUAUUGAUGUCGUGUACACAUGGGUGAACGGCACAGACAUGGCUCUGCUGAAGGAGCUGAAGACCGUCAAAGAGCAACUGGAGGAGGAACAAAGAGCUCUGAGGGAACGCCUGGGGAAAAAUGCCAGUGAGACAACUGAUGUGCCAAAAGCCAGUGUUAAACCAGAAUGCCUGCUGUCUCAUUGCAUCAUGGCACCCAUGCUGGCUCUGGAUCCGGCUUUGCCAGCCAAUGUUACGCUCAAAGAGCUGCCGUCGCUCUCGCCCGCCUUCUCUACUGCCAAAGAGCUGCUGCUGAUGAACAAGCCUUUCCAGCCGUCCACCUCCGCAUCUGUGGUUGUCUUCCAUUCGCAGGCUGAUGCUGAUAAAGCGUAUACAGAUGUCUCCAGAGAAGACCAGAAGUUCUCUGCAUCCAGAUGUUACCUGACAACAGAUAAAGAGGCUCCUGGUCUGAUCCGGAUGCAGUCUCUGGCGUAUCUGAGCGGUUUCCCAGCCACCUUUAAAGAGACGGAGCAGCUGAGAGUCAAACUGCCGUCUGUAAUCACAAACAAGAUCAAACAGUUCGAGCUGUACUCUGAAGCCAGCAUCGCCCUGCUCCACCUAAAAACCCCACAGGACUUCACAGAUCUGACCCAGCAGGCCAAAAAGAACCUGACCCUGGAUGGAAAAGAGUUAACCAUCAGCCCUGCCUACUUGUUUUGGGACCUCACUGCCAUCUCACAGUCUAAACAGGAUGAAGAUGUGUCUGCCAGCCGAUUUGAGGAUAACGAGGAGCUUCGCUAUUCGCUGCGGUCUGUGGAGAAACACGCCCCAUGGGUGCGACACAUCUUCAUUGUCACCAACGGGCAGAUUCCCUCAUGGCUAAACUUGGAUAACCCCAGAGUGACAGUCAUCACACACCUGGAUAUCUUCCAGAACCACAGCCACCUUCCCACUUUCAGCUCCCCUGCCAUAGAGACCCACAUCCACCGCAUCCCAGGACUCUCCCAAAAGUUCAUUUACCUCAAUGAUGAUGUCAUGUUUGGGAAAGAAGUCUGGCCAGACGACUUCUACAGCCACUCGAAAGGACAGAAGGUGUAUCUCACCUGGCCUGUCCCCAACUGUGCCGAGGGCUGCCCGGGAUCCUGGAUCAAAGAUGGGUACUGCGACAAAGCCUGCAACAACUCUGCUUGUGACUGGGACGGAGGAGACUGCCUUGGCACGGCAGGGAACAGUCGAUUCGCUGCUGGGGUCGGCGGAGGCGGGCCUGGUGGAGCUGGCGGACAGGUGUGGCAGUUUGCCGGCGGUCUGGGAGGUCUUGGGGGAACGUCGUACUGCAAUCAAGGCUGCGCCAACUCCUGGCUGGCAGACAAGUUUUGUGACCAGGCCUGCAAUGUUCUCACCUGUGGUUUUGAUGUGGGAGACUGUGGCACAGAGCACUUCGGAGACCUGCACCGUGUGACCCUGCUGAGGAAUCAGACCCUGUACACCCUCCCUCUCGGUGAAACCCGUCCGUAUUUCAACUUCGACAGACUCGCUCGCAGAGUCUCCGAGGCCCACGUCAGCGAGAACAGUGUACUUCGCCACACCUCCGUCGCCAAUAAGUGGAAGACCAUCCACCUGCUGCUCCACUCGGGCCACAACGCCACCCAGCUCCAGUACAACCUCACCCUCCAGAGAGAAGACAACACAGAGUUCACCAUGAGCUUCAACGUCGCUGCCGACACCCGUGUAGUACCGCAGGCUAACGUUUCUCAAGCGUCCAGCAAAGACGCAGGCAACGAGGUGACGCCGACCCCAACUCCAGAGCCAGUGUUCCCGUUCUCGGAUAUCCCCGAGAUCAAACGGGGUCCGAAGGUCCAGAAGAGACAGCCUGGUGACCCAGAGUUUGUCAUAGAAGCUCCCGCCCUGAAUGUGUCACUUCUUCCUGCUGCUGUGCGCAAUGAGCUGCAGAAGCUGGAGGAGAAGCUCCUGAUCGGAGACAUCACUAUGAAGGGUUACAACCUCACAAGGGCGGAAAUUCUAAAACCCUUCGACUCACAGCAGCAAGUCAGUGAGUCGCAUCCGGAUAAUGAAGGUGCUGGCAAAGUCAAGGGGAAGCCCUAUAAAGACUUAGAGGGAGAUCAGUUCGAAGGGAGAAAACCUGUCGGGGAUGAAACCGGAAAUGUCAAUCAAAAAAGUCAGAUAUUAAAAGAAGAAAUAAUCAGGAAGGAUGCUUCAGUGCAGAAAAAAACAACAACUCCUCUCAUCCCGGUCCUUGUUGACGACGAUCAACAGAUGAAAGACCUUGAAACACCCAAACGUUAUAAUCUGAAUGCAGCAAUCGAGAAGCCGAGUAUUUCCAAACUCCUCAGCAGCAUUUCAAAAACAAAGAGUGCAGAGAAUCAGGCAGAACCAGCCGAUGCUGCCGACAGAGCUACGAUCGGCAGGAAACUCCAACACUUCACCUCCGCAGACCGGGGCUUCCUUCCAUGGGAGAGGAGGAAAUACUUCCAGGAACUGCUCGAGGUAAGAGUUGCUACAACUUCUUCUUUCCUUUUUGUGUUUUGGUUAUUUUCAUUUGAUUUCUUUGUGAUAACUUCACAGGAGGAGGAGCGUCUGCAGAAAGAGCUGUCGUACAAGACUGAUGACAGCGCAACAGGUAGAAAGCUGCAGGACACUUUUGCUGACUCGCUGCGCUACGUCAACAAGCUGCUCAACGGCCAGUUUGGAUUCACUUCCAGGAAAGUCCCGGCGCACAUGCCACACAUGAUCGACAGGCUCAUCAUGCAGGAGCUGCAAGACACAUUCCCUGAGGGGUUUGACAAAACAUCAGGCCACCGUGUUCGCCACUCAGAGGACAUGCAGUUCGCCUUUUCAUACUUCUACUUCCUGAUGAGCGCUCAGCAGCAGCUCAAUGUGUCUGAAGUGUUCGAUGAGAUUGAUACAGAUCACUCGGGUGUCCUGUCCGACCGGGAGAUAAGAACUCUCGCCACAAGGAUCCACGAGCUGCCUCUCAGCCUCCAGGAUCUGACGGGCCUUGAGCAGAUGUUGAUAAACUGCUCCAAGUCUCUACCGACUAACCUGACCCAGCUCCACCUGGUGAACCCAACACAGGAGGCUUACUAUGACCCCAGCAUGCCUCCUGUCACCAAAGGCCUCAUCCUGCACUGCAAGCCCAUCACAGAACGUAUCCACAAAGCCUUCAAAGACCAGAACAAGUACAAGUUUGAGAUCAUGGGGGAGGAGGAAAUAGCUUUCAAGAUGGUGCGCACAAAUGUGUCUCACGUGGUCGGCCAAUUGGAUGACAUCAGGAAGAAUCCAAGGAAGUUCAUCUGUCUGAAUGAUAACAUCGACCACAGCCAUAAGGACGCAGCCACAGUGAAGGCCGUGCUGAGAGACUUUUAUGAGUCCAUGUUCCCGCUGCCGUCCCAGUUUGAACUGCCCAGAGAAUAUCGCAACAGGUUCCUGCACAUGGAGGAACUCCAGGAAUGGCGAGUGUACCGGGACAAGCUGAAGUUCUGGACCCACUGUGUCCUGGUGACCCUCGUCAUCUUCACGGUCAUGUCCUUCUUCGCCGAACAGCUGAUUCUGCUAAAGCGAAAGCUGUUCCCCAGACGCAGAGCCAACAGGGACAGCAACCCUGAGCGGGUGUGAAGGAGGAAGACUUCCCUCUCCUCUCCUUACUGCACCUCCAACUCUCCACCCUUUCUCUCCUGCUCAGAAGAGGAAACUGGGAGUGGAUUCAGACCAUGGGGACUGGGUGGAAACAGGAUGCUGGAGUCCCCCCCGGUGCUGGUGUUGCAUCAGCACGGACUGAGGAUACUGGCUCAUGAGAAAUAAUGAUGAAACAUUUUUUCCAGGGGAUGAUGGAUGGGGCUGGCCGUUAGAAGGAAUGGACGCCUGAAAGAAGAAGCCUGUAAAUGCUCUGGUGGUUCAUGCUGGUGGCAUGUCAGACUUUUGUACAACUGUCACUGUAAACACAUAGAAAAACAAAACACUCCUCACUCCUGCUGUCCUCACCAGGCUCACUGAUUGAUGUGCUGUUAAAGUGUGAUGGUCAGGACCCAUGAUGUAUGUGUGUGUCCGUGUGUUUGUGUUCAUAAAGCCUCAUGAAGUUUUAACAUAAAAUCCACAUACUGUUGUUUCAAUUCAAACCACAUCAGUUUGUAGAUGGACAGAAAACAACCAGGAACUCAACUGAAGACUGACCACAGUUUGUGGUUCCUUUUCAAGGAAGAAACGCCAAAUUUAUGAUGGUACCAGCUUCUUAAGUGUUUGUUUUUCACUACUUUUCUUUGUUUUAUUUCAUGUAAGUUGAAUAUAUUAAAGUAUUUUGAUUGUUUGUAAAACUGACAAGGACAUGCUAAGACGUUGCCUUGGGGUGCAGGGAAAUUACCAUGGGAAUACGUAUUGACAAAGGAUUACAGAUUGAAAAAAGUUGGCACAUGACCAAGAAAUGGUACCAGGAGCCCUUUUUUUUGGCAUCUAUUGGGCUGACUUUGACAGAAGAGGAUAAGGCUCAUUUUUUUUUUAAAUUGGAGAGCAGGGAAGUAAAAAAAACAAGUUUCAUUUGUUAUUAUUUUAAAUUAAUUUUGACAUUUAAGUCAAAAUUCAGAGGAAAAUUAUGAAUUCUGAGGAAAAAGUCUGAGUUCUGACUUUAAUCUCAAAGUUCGAAAUUCGCAAUUUAUUCUUAAAAAUUCAGAAUUUGGAAUUUAUUCUCAAAAUUUGGAAUUUAUUCAUAAAAUUAGGAAUUCAUAAUUUAUUCUCAAAAUUCGGAAUUUAUUCUUAAAAUUCCGCAUUCAAAAUUUAUUUUCAGAAUUCAGAAUUUAUUCUCAAAGUUUGGAAUUUAUUCUCAGAAUUCGGAAUUUAUUCUCAAAGUUCCGAAUUUAUUCUACAAAAUUAGGAAUUCGCAAUUUAUUCUCAAAAUUCAGAAUUCGCAAUUUAUCCUCAAAAUUCGGAAUUUAUACAGAAAAUACAGAAUUGAUUCUCAAAUUUCGGGUAUAAUUCUCAGAAUUACGAGAAAAAAGUGUUGAAUUUCUCAGAAUUCUGGGAAAAAAAGUCAGAAAUUUGGAGGGCUGGCGAGCGAAAAAAAAAUACUGACAUUCAAUCGGAAUUCUGACUUUAAUUAUAAUUUUUUCAGUGGCUCUUAUCCUCUGCUGUAGACUUUAUUUUAGGGAAAUAAGUAACAAAUAUGAGAUAGUAUCAUUCUAAUAAUUUAAGUGUCAUCUGUCAUAUCUUUCUAUGUUGUGUUUAAGAACAUACAAACUUGAAGUGCCUUCGUUUUUCAUUCCUGCUUGUUUGAACUUUUUUGUUUCUCUUUUUUUUAAAGCCUGUCAUGUAACUCUCUAAUCUGGUGAGCUAAAAUAAGAAUGAAUGGGAAAUAGGAAACUAUCAUAAUUGCUCUUAUGUGGUACAGAUAUUAAUGAUUGUUGGAGCAACAUGUGAGUAAUGCUACAGCUUUCACAGCCACCUGUAUGUGUGUCCCCGUGGGACUCAACAGGCCUUGCUACUGUCUGAAAUUCAGACCCCCUCAGCAUGUUGUGUAACUUAUUUUGAUUGUGUUCUUGUGACGGUGAGCCCCGUGAAUGAUGCAUCUGGAAAUGAAUGCUGCAGAAUGUAAACACAGCCUCACACACACAGCUUGUCUGAUGAUAUUUUUUUCUCUCUCUGUCUCUGUCAGUUUUUCAAAGUUCUUUAAUAUAAUGACAAAAAAGUAGCGAACACCUUGACUGUCAGUAUUUGGUGAUUCCAUAAUGGUCACAUGAUGUACAGAAUGAUAUCAGCGGAUGAUAUUAUGGGAAACAUAUCUUGAAGUUUAUCAGACUGCAUCAGUUCAAUGGCUCCUCAGACUGAAAUAAAAAGUGAUAUGGUUCAGUCA
Notolabrus celidotus (New Zealand spotty) is the source of this 6352-nucleotide messenger RNA. RefSeq names its product N-acetylglucosamine-1-phosphate transferase subunits alpha and beta (gene gnptab). The record is from RefSeq and is a predicted model, not a curated record. Gene Ontology annotation, cellular component: Golgi apparatus. NCBI's taxonomy places the organism in Eukaryota, Metazoa, Chordata, Actinopteri, Labriformes, Labridae. Gene Ontology annotation, biological process: carbohydrate phosphorylation; N-glycan processing to lysosome. The transcript has 20 exons. Bases 253 to 4128 code for a protein of 1291 amino acids. Gene Ontology annotation, molecular function: calcium ion binding; UDP-N-acetylglucosamine-lysosomal-enzyme N-acetylglucosaminephosphotransferase activity.